Phytophthora sojae is the source of this 776-nucleotide messenger RNA. RefSeq lists its product as hypothetical. The record is from RefSeq and is a predicted model, not a curated record. The coding region runs from base 1 to 582 and encodes 193 amino acids. Lineage: Eukaryota; Oomycota; Peronosporomycetes; Peronosporales; Peronosporaceae. The transcript has a single exon.
AUGUCUACCGGUUCCUCCACCACCACGCUGCCGCACCUGCAGGCCUUGUCGCCCGUGACGUUGACGCCGACUCGGGCCUCCAGAGCGUCUGCUCCGCUCUCGGUCUUGGAGAAGAUCGACCGCAUUGAGAUCAACCACACCACCCUGCGCGGUGGCGUCGUCUACUACGUGCUGGACGUGUUCCUGGAGCACUCGACGUCGCGCAUCCCGACCAAUAAGACGACCAAAGCCUCCUCGAGCGGCCAGCCUGACUACCAGUUGGAGCGCCGUUUCAACGACUUCGCCAACCUGCGCUACCAGGUCUGGGCGUACGCGCAGCGCAAGCACCAAAACGGUUGUGCGUGCAAGUACUGCGACGCCUUCAUGAGCUACAUCGUGCACUCGAUGUCGCAGCCGCGAUUGUUCGUCAAGAUCGCCACGGGCGUGGUCCCGCGCAAGAAGCUGAUGGCGACGUUCUGCAACGAGUUUCUCAGUAUGGCCGUCGGCGGCAAGACGGAGCCGCGGCCACGCAACAUCGCGUGCGACGGCUUCCAAGCCAUCCCGUACGUGAUGCAGCGCUUCUUCCGGAAGGAAGAGGCAUAAGCCUGCAGUCCUUGCGACCGAUCGAAGGUUGCGCUAUGUGUUUUGGCGGAGAGACCGCCCCACAUAUCUAUUCGUAUUUAUUUUCUAGGCGUGCUACCUCAAGCAACCACCGUAGAUCGCAUGAGUUCGACGGCAAACUCGUAGCGUAGUAGUACUUAGUCGACUGAAUACAGCUACAACAUCAUUUACACGAC